CUGCCGCGCGCGUUUCAGUCGCAGUUUUGUUUUGAUUCCGCGCGUGUUUGUUGUGCAUUCGCCGGUUCGAUCGUCGUCGUCGUCGCGUUUGAUUUGAAAACGUUUUGCGAGGUUUUUAAGGUGUUUUAAAUUUGAAUCGUGGUUCCCCGUUUAGCCGCUCAAAAGAUAACUCAAGAUGCCAAAGCCAAAACCAAAGGCCAAGAAAGCUCAACCCGUGGAGGAGCCUCCGGCGAAAAUGCACAAAGGUGCCCUCACCGUGGCCCAAAUCAACGCCGAUGAGUUGACCUUCCUGGCCAACCGGUUCUGGGCUCCGGACACGGCCGGCAGUCACGAGGAGUACAACGCUGGCAUCAUCGAGGAAAUUUAUCGGCGGGAGAUUUGUGAGUCGCGCUACUCGAUGCGUCGGAUCAUGAUGUUGGAGUUUAGCCAGUAUCUGGAGAAUUAUCUGUGGCCAAACUUCCGCGGUGAGGUGGCCUCCCGGGCGCAUCUGAUGUCGAUCGUGGUGAUGUUGAACGAGAAGUUUCGCGAGAAAGUGGAAGUGUGGAAAGUGUUCGAAGUGAAUGGGGAUCAGUUUGCGGUUUUCUUCCAGCGGGUGCUGGAAGCGUGUCUGGAAGACACGGUGGUCAAUGCGUUCAAUAUGCGUGAGCAAACGGCGCUGUUGGUGUUCUUGAAUCAUUGUUUCAAUAGUAUGGAGGUGGAGCUUUGCAGGAAUCAGGCGAAACGACUGGUUUCGCUUGCGAUGUGGUCAUGUUUGCAGCCUCGUCGUCGAGAGCAGGAAUUGAAAGAGAUUCCUGAGUGGCGCAAGUUUUGGAAGAAGCUCCAGAAGCGAGACAAGGCCACGGAUAAGGAACGCCUCGAGUGGGAGAGGCACUUUUUGCAGAAUCUAAUGAUCAAGUUUAUGAACAUUUUGGAAUCGAUUCCGGAGGAAGGAGAGGUAUUUGAAGAAACGGUGCGCUAUUGUGAGCGGUUUUUGGAGUUCCUGAUUGAUUUGGAAGCGCUGUUGCCGACCAGACGGUUCUUCAAUACAGUGAUGGAUGACUGCCACGUGGUGGUGAGGUGCUCGAUGGCGCCGCUUUUGCAGCGAAACGAGGGAAAUCUAUUUGCACAGCUUCUGGACAUGCUAAAGUUCUACGCCCGUUUCGAGAUCAACGACGAAACCGGCGACCCGUUGACCGACCACGACAUGACCCAGAUCCACUACUCCAAGAUCAAAGCCCUGCAGAAGGCCGCCUUCGCCAAGUUUCCGGACCUGCGGUUGUUCGCCCUAUCCAACGUGGCCAACGUGGAUACCCGUGAGUCGCUGGAAAAGCACUUCGGUGCACUGGACGGUAAGAGUCUAAAGGAGAUUGCUUGCUACCUGAACUUGGUACCGGAGGAACUGGUGGCACCCUUCGAUUGGCACCGGCUGGACGAACCGUUCCUGAGGGAACUUUUGAUUUCGCGCCAUGAGCGGAGGGUUUCGCAGCUGGAUUCGCUGAACGAGAUGCCGCUGUACCCGACGGAGGAGAUCAUUUGGAAUGAGAACAUCGUCCCCACGGAGUAUUACUCCGGGGAAGGGUGUUUGGCACUUCCGAAGCUGAAUCUGCAGUUUUUGACACUUCACGAUUAUUUGCUACGGAACUUUAACUUGUUCCGUUUGGAAUCGACCUACGAAAUUCGCCAGGACAUCGAGGAUGCCGUCAGCCGUAUGCUUCCAUGGCAAUCGGAGGAAGGUGAAGUCGUGUUCGGAGGAUGGGCCCGGAUGGCCCUUCCGAUUCAGUCGUUUGCAGUUGUGGAGGUUUCCAAACCGCACAUCGGCGAGAAGAAGCCUUCGCGAGUUCGGGCGGAUGUCAGCGUUACCUUGAACGUUCGCAAGGAGAUCCAGGAGGAGUGGGAGAACUUGAGGAAGCACGAUGUUUGCUUCCUGGUUACGGUGAGACCGACGACCCCGAUUGGAACCAAGUUUGAUUAUAAGGAGCACUUUGUGCCGCAAGUCGGACUGGUUCAUGUCCGGGGAUGUGAAAUUGAAGGAAUGUUGGACGCAAACGGACGAGUCAUCGAAGACGGAAUCGAACAGAGACCGCAAUUGUCCGGUGAGCAACGUAAUUUCCGCGUCUGGUUGGAUUCCAACCAGUAUCGGGUGGACAUGGAUAUGCUCCAGACUGGCGGAGAUGACGUCUACGAGGGUUUCAACAUAAUUAUGCGUCGUAAACCGAAGGAGAACAACUUCAAGGCCGUCCUGGAGACUAUCCGGCACUUGAUGAAUACGGAGUGCGUAGUUCCGCCUUGGUUGCAUGAUAUCCUCCUGGGAUAUGGUGAUCCAGGUGCAGCACACUACAGUCGCAUGUCAGAUCAGGCUCGAGUUCUGGAUUUCAAUGAUACCUUUAUGGACAUUGAUCACGUGAGGGCCAGCUUUCCGGGCCAUGAAGCGGUAGUAAAAGAAACGGAAUCCAGUAAGCUGGUGCGUCCUUUCCGCUUGACGUUCGAGGAUGUUCCGGAACAAGUCGAUAGCAGCGACGAGGAGGAGGACGAAAAGAAGGUUGAGCUACCGAAGAGGAUCCUGGUGGAACCGUACACGAUUCCAAAGCGCGGACCAUACAAGUACAAUGAACCGAAGAAAAACGCCAUUCGUUUCACACCAACCCAGGUGGAAGCCAUCAAGGCCGGUAUGCAGCCGGGUCUGACACUGGUGGUAGGUCCUCCCGGUACCGGUAAGACCGACGUGGCUGUCCAGAUUAUCUCCAAUCUGUAUCACAACCACCCGAACCAGCGAACCCUGAUUGUGACACACUCCAAUCAGGCAUUGAAUCAGCUCUUCGAAAAGAUCAUGGCCCUGGACAUUGACGAACGGCAUCUGUUGCGUUUGGGUCACGGUGAGGAAUCGCUGGAAACCGAGAAGGAUUACAGCCGCUAUGGUAGGGUAAACUACGUGUUGUCGAAGCGUAUUGACCUGCUUGGUCAGGUUCAACGGCUUCAGGAUUCGCUUGGAGUUGUUGGAGACGUGGCUUACACCUGCGAAACUGCUGGUCACUUCUACUUGUACCAGAUCAUUGCCCGCUGGGAGAAGUUCCUCAGCGAGUUUGAGGGAAGCAAGGAGUACAAAAACGCUGCCGCUUUCGAAGAAGAGUUCCCAUUCACCAAGUUCUUCCUAGAUGCUCCGCAACCACUGUUCCAUGGAAGCACCUUCGAAGAGAACAUGGAGAUUGCCCGUAGCUGCUACCGUUACAUAUCGCACAUCUUCACAGAGUUGGAGGAAUUCCGAGCUUUCGAGCUGCUUCGCAGCGGUUUAGAUCGCUCGAAGUAUCUAUUGGUGAAGGAAGCCAAGGUCAUUGCCAUGACUUGUACGCAUGCGGCUCUGAAACGUAAGGAACUGGUCAAUAUGGGAUUCAAAUAUGACAACAUCUUGAUGGAAGAGUCUGCCCAGAUUUUGGAGAUCGAAACCUUCAUUCCGCUGCUACUGCAGAACCCUAUGGAUGGCUACAACCGUUUGAAGCGUUGGAUCAUGAUUGGAGACCACCAUCAGCUUCCUCCGGUUAUCAAGAACAUGGCAUUCCAGAAGUACUCUAACAUGGAACAGUCCCUCUUCACCAGGUUGGUUCGUUUGGGAGUUCCCACAAUCGACCUAGACGGUCAAGGUCGUGCCCGUUCCAGCAUCUGCGAGUUAUACAAGUGGCGCUACUCCAAGCUCGGUGAUCUAGAUCAUGUCACUCAGUGGCCAGAGUACAUCAACUGCAAUCCGGGUUUCGCCUACGACUAUCAACUGAUCAACGUCGAGGAUUUCAACGGCGUCGGCGAAUCGGAACCCAACCCCUACUUCUAUCAGAACCUCGCCGAGGCCGAAUACAUCGUCGCGGUCUUCAUGUACAUGCGCCUGAUCGGCUACCCAGCGGAAAAGAUAUCGAUCCUAACCACCUACAACGGGCAGAAGCAUCUGAUCCGGGACGUUAUCGACGCCCGUUGUGCCGACAAUUCUCUCAUCGGAAAGCCCCACAAGGUUACAACCGUGGACAAGUACCAAGGUCAACAGAACGACUACAUCCUGCUGUCCCUUGUUCGUACCAGAACGAUCGGCCACAUCCGGGACGUUCGGCGUCUGGUCGUCGCCAUGAGCCGUGCCCGACUCGGAUUGUACAUCUUCGGUCGGGUGUCGUUGUUCAAAAACUGCGUUGAACUGCAACCGGCCUUCAAGUUGCUCACCAAGCGUCCCCUACAGUUGCACCUUCUUGCGGACGAAACCGUCCCCUGCUCCAGAAAGAACACCGAACUAAUCGAGAAAAACAAACCUCACGUCAUUUCCGACAUGACCGAAAUGGCCCAGUUUGUGUACAACUUCUACAUGACGAAGGUCAACGUGAUUCGUGACGAAAUGGAGAAGAUGAAGGAGCUGUACGAACAGCAGCAGAAGGAGCUGGCUGCCAAACAGCCACAAGAGGAUCAGGAAGCGAUUGCGGCAGCCAAGGCCGCAGCGGAAAAGGCCCAGGAGCAGCCGAAGGAGUUUGUUCCGACGCCGAUUUGCAAUGAAGUGGACAUGAUGGACGAUUUGCACCAGCAGGCGAUUUCGAAGAAACGCUCCAAGAAGAAGGGUGGCGCAAUACUUACUAUUCCGAAGGCGGUUUUGGUGAAGGAGGUUGUGGUCGAGGAGAAGGAAGCGGAGGAUGAAGAAGGAAAGGCAGCGGAAGUUAUGGAAACCACACAGGAGGAAACCGAAGCGGAUGAAGAAGUUGGGCAGGAAGGGCCACAGGAAACAGCGGAAAUGGCUAUGGAGGAAAACGAUAACAAUGAAGAAGAGGAAUCAUGAAGAUGAAUAAUACCUAGUGAAUGGCAACAAUUUUUUUCCCUUGAUUAAAGGUAACAUUUAUAUUAUCAUUGAAAACAUUACAAUUUAAUAAUUUCCAAUAUACUACUGAAUCAAUAAAAGUAUUAAAUUUGAUUAUGAAA
This is a messenger RNA of Aedes albopictus (Asian tiger mosquito), 4917 nucleotides long. RefSeq names its product RNA helicase aquarius. The record is from RefSeq and is a predicted model, not a curated record. Gene Ontology annotation, cellular component: catalytic step 2 spliceosome. The transcript is spliced from 5 exons. Gene Ontology annotation, biological process: mRNA splicing, via spliceosome. Gene Ontology annotation, molecular function: helicase activity; mRNA binding. The coding region runs from base 176 to 4777 and encodes 1533 amino acids. Lineage: Eukaryota; Metazoa; Arthropoda; Insecta; Diptera; Culicidae.